AUGGUGCUCUGGGGUCCAGUGCUGGGAGUCCUGCUGGUGGCCAUUGUGGGAUACCUGUGCCUGCAGGGGCUGCUCCGGCAACGAAGACCUGAGGAGCCCCCUCUGGAUAAGGGUUCCGUGCCCUGGCUGGGUCAUGCCAUGACUUUCCGGAAGAAUAUGUUGGAAUUCCUGAAGCACAUGUGGGCCAGACACGGGGACAUAUUCACCGUGCAGCUAGGCGGCCAGUACUUCACCUUUGUCAUGGACCCUCUUUCCUUUGGCCCCAUCCUCAAGGAUGCGAAGAGAAAACUAGACUUUGUGGAGUAUGCAGAAAAACUGGUGCUGAAGGUAUUUGGCUACCGCUCCAUGCAGGGAGACCACCGGAUGAUACACUCAGCCAGCACCAAGCACCUCAUGGGUGACGGCUUGGAGGAGCUCAACAAAGCCAUGCUGGACAACCUGUCCUUGGUUAUGCUGGGCCCCAAGGGCCCUAGUCCGGAUGCCAGUUGCUGGCGUGAGGACGGCCUCUUUCACUUCUGCUAUGACAUCCUGUUCAAGGCCGGCUACCUGAGCUUGUUUGGCCGCACAGAGGACAAGGAGCAGGACCUGCUGCAGGCGGAGGAGUUAUUCAUGCAGUUCCGCAAGUUCGACCGCAUGUUCCCCAGGUUUGUCUACUCCCUGCUGGGCCCACGAGAGUGGCUGGAAGUGGGCCGGCUCCAGUGUCUCUUCCACAAGAUGCUCUCUGUGGAACACAGCUUGGAGAGGCACGGCAUAAGCAGCUGGAUCACCGAUAUGCUUCAGGUUCUGAGGGAGCAGGGAGUAGCCCCAGCCAUGCAGGACAAGUUCAACUUCAUGAUGCUCUGGGCCUCCCAGGGUAACACAGGGCCUACCACUUUCUGGGCCCUCUUGUUCCUCCUGAAGCACCCAGAGGCCAUGCGGGCCGUGAGGGAGGAGGCCACCCGGGUCCUGGGGGAAGCCAGGCUGGAGGACAAGCAGUCCUUCGAUGUAGAGGUCAGUGCACUGAGUCACAUGCCAGUGCUGGACAGCGUGAUGGAGGAGACACUGCGGCUGGGGGCCGCGCCCACCCUCCUCAGGGUGGUGAACAGUGAUCAGAUGCUAAAGAUGGCCAGUGGGCAGGAAUACCGGCUCCGUCAUGGAGACAUCCUGGCCCUCUUCCCUUAUCUCUCGGUGCACAUGGACCCUGACAUCCACCCCGAGCCCACCACCUUCAAGUACGAUCGCUUCCUCACGCCCAGCGGCAGCCGGAAAGUAAACUUCUACAAGGCAGGCAAGAAGAUCCACCACUACACUAUGCCAUGGGGCUCGGGCAUCUCCAUCUGCCCUGGGAGGUUCUUUGCCCUCACCGAGAUGAAGCUCUUUGUGCUGCUCAUGGUCACACACUUUGACCUGGAGCUGGUGGACCCGGACAUGCCUGUGCCACCCGUGGACCCCCAGCGCUGGGGCUUUGGCACCAUGCAGCCCAGCUACGAGGUGUGCUUCCGCUACCGCCUGCGGCCCACAGAGUGA
Molecule: messenger RNA, 1506 nt
Organism: Sus scrofa (pig)
Lineage: Eukaryota; Metazoa; Chordata; Mammalia; Artiodactyla; Suidae
Gene: CYP8B1
Product: cytochrome P450 family 8 subfamily B member 1
Molecular function (GO): sterol 12-alpha-hydroxylase activity; iron ion binding; heme binding
Source: RefSeq, marked provisional